This is a messenger RNA of Striga asiatica, 1768 nucleotides long. Lineage: Eukaryota; Viridiplantae; Streptophyta; Magnoliopsida; Lamiales; Orobanchaceae. The record is from the annotation of a GenBank genome assembly.
UAAGCCCAAAACCCUCGUGCGCUUACCUCCAUUUGUCUCUCUUUAUCCCACUCUCUCUCACACACUGCACACACACUAUUCCAUUAUCAAAUGUUUUUAUGUUGUUAGCUGUAAAUGGACUGAUAAUAAUUUAGAUUAAAACAAAGAAAGAGAUUAGGCGCAGAAAGUUUAAAUCUCGGGGAGCCCCACUUUAAAUUUUUCCAUUAAAUAUCAUCCUUAUCAUUAGGAGUGUCUAGAAGAGAAGCCAAGAAAGAGUAAAUCUUGAUCAGCCCACUUAAAAUUUCAGUAGCAUUUUAGAGAGAGAGAGGCCAGAAAAAUUGGAUCUUGAUAUACCACAUUUGAUUUUUGGCUUCAUAAUUUGCAGGCAAUUUGCAAGGUGCUGCUUUUUCACUGGAUCUGGGUUUUUUAUUUUCGAAGAUUUUCUACUGGAUAUUCUCCGAGGCUGAAGAAAGUAACAAUAAUCACCACCUCACAGAAAUAUAAAGAUUGUGAACUUGACAAGAUAAUGGCUCUUAUGAUUGAGAAAGAUACUAUCAUUGAUAUAGAGAGCUGUCUUAGCACUAUCAAAGAACCCGAAACACCCGAUGUUUCAAACCAUAAAGUCGGUGAAAACACUAUCAAAGUAUGUGGUUUGCCUAUGAGUGUUGAUGAUCUGGCCAAGUGUAGUGAAAAUUCACAGAUUAGUCCGAAUUCCGGAAAAAAUGCUAAAAAGGAAAAACGAUUCUCGAUGAGCGCUAAGAAGCCGCCCAAACCCCCACGGCCCCCGAGAGGGCUGUCUUUGGAUGCGGCCGAUCAGAAGCUGAUCAAAGAGAUUUCCGAAUUAGCCAUGAUUAAACGUGCUAGGAUAGAGAGGAUGAGGGCAUUGAAGAAGAUGAGGGCGGGGGCAAAAGCGUCAUCUGGCGCAUCCUCGUCCAGUGGCAACUUGAUUGCGAUGCUCUUCACGGUUGUUUUUUGCAUCGUGGUUAUUUUUCAAGGUUGCCAUCCUUUGCGUAUUUUGCCGAGUAAUAGCUCCACCACUAAAAUAAUGCAUUCCUCAACGCCAAAUGGAGCAAAUGAGCACAAAUUUUUCGAUGUUGUAAACCAAUAUUGGAGUUCAUCCACGACUAAUGUAAACGCACAUUCCGGUUCUGAAUCUCCCAGUUAUGUGGAUCGGGCUCCUGUUUUAGAUAACAAGGACGAUGCCAAUAAUCGCCCUUUUGAGUAAAUAUGUGUGAGGACUUUGUUUCGAAUUGUGUAGAAAUAUGCCCAGGCAUUGAGACUGACCAAUAAAAGCUCCUUUGUUGCUAAAGUUGAUGAAGUAUACAUCUCAUAAUGUUAUAAAUGCCGAGCGCAAAGAAUCCAAAUUCGCUUGUGUUCAGGUCCUCGACUUGUUCUUCACUCUUGUAUAUUCAUGAUGUUCAAUAAACACGAUGAGCUUGCAUUAAAGGAUUUCCAUAUGUGAAAACCCGAUUUGUCGGUAGGAUUUCUCUUUGAUUUGAUUAAUGCAGAAAAAUCUUGUGAAAUGCUGUGGCUCAUUUUGUUGGAAGGUAUUUGAAGACAUCUGCAAGAAGUUUUUGUUGGCCCCAUUUUUUCUCAAGUCUCAUGUGCUUUGAUAUUGGAACUGAGUCAUUGUAAUUCUUUGGUGGGGUUUGAAUUUUUUAAAUUGAUUUGACUUGGUGAGUGAAAAAAAUCAAAAAUUGAAAUAAAAUAUAAUCGAUAAGAGUGUAGUGUGAUCUGUUGGGUGUUUUGACUUGGUCUUUUUAUUUAUUAAUAUUAUUUUGAAUUCUUG